UACCGCCACUAUCACGGGAACCCAGUGCUGUUGGAGCUGCGACGAAUUUGGCAGCAGAGGUAUCAACAUAUGUUCAUCUGUGAUAUGAAGAAGAUGCAAGCGGAUGGGCCAUUUCCCCACUACCCAGCAGACUUCACGGAGCGGCUGCAGAAGCUGUGUGCGGCGACGCGCGCCGAGCUGGUCGACAACUGGCUCAUUGACGUCGCCGACAUCAUGGUCAAAAUGCGGCAACACUGGGCCAUAUAUGUCGCUAAAGACAAGAAAGCUUCUACAUUCCAAGUCGAAAUGUUUUUUGGAUGUAUCCAUAGUUUAAUGUCGAGACAAAUUCGUGAUUUGGUGGAGCGGAGCGUGAAACAUUUUGCCGAAUAUUUUGUGUACUAUUGGGAAGGUAACAACUUUGGGGAGGAAUACAAAGAUUAUACGUUCAUCAAGAACUCGCUGCUGCGUAUCAAGGUGACUGCGCAGCCGGGCAGCACGCAACUCUCCUUCGAGCCGAGCCUCGAGCAGAUGCGGGUGCUCAUCGUCAAGUGGUUCCACACCAUCAUCAAUGUCAACAGCAACCUGCCUAGUGUUGACUCUAUUAUGUAUCCUGAUGUGACACGUCCAAGACCGAAUCUAUACAGCGUGUUCCCCGACGAGCGGUACAUGGUGGAUAUCAUCAACCAGACCGUGAAAUAUUUCAAGAUCAACCGGCCCGGGCCUUUGAACUUCGUCAAGCGCUACUCCGAAUAUUUCCAUCUGCUAGACGGCACUGCUCAUCAAGACCUCAUGUUGUUUUUUGGUCAAGAACCACCGCCGUUUUUGAAGGACUUCUCUGCACGAAUCUACAUGUAUGAGGAACUGCGCGACGAGAUCCUGUUCCUGCGGCGCGAUAUCCCACUCAACAUGGUGCUGCUGGACUGCGCGCCAGUCAACGACACGCUCUGGGCCAUCGUCGACGGCCUUCGCACGCAUAUCGUCGAUCACUUCAUCAUGCAGAACAGGAAGUGGAAUAGAGCCAUUUGUGAUGUGUACGAGGGCAUGGCGGCACGCGCGUCCGAGAGUCCGGAGACGACGGCGCAGCUGGUCGCGCUGCUAGGCUAUGUACUCGACUGCCGCGACUGCGCGCUCUUCGAUCUGCGCGAGAAGUCGCGCACCUCCGCGGAGUACGUACUCUUCCUCAUGCAGCACGCCCACCUUUCCUUCGAAGAUAUAAAUCUUAACACGCGCGUUUUCCUAUGGCCGCUGGACAUGGAGGAGACCAUCGACUUGACUUUAAAGACGUUGAACACCAAGAAGAACAUGGCGGAAGACAAAUUGAAGAGCAAGAAGGCUAUCUUCGAAGAGAAGCUGAAGAGGCACGAGAAGGAACUGGAACUGUUCAGACGUUUCGAUCCGCCGCUCCUCAAUCUGGAUCUUUUAAGAGAAGUCGUAGGAAGAGUGGACGAGAUCUUCUCCAAUUUGAUGGAAGACAAGCACGAGGCGGACGACAUUAUCGCGGAGGAGCAGCUGCUAGACCAGGAGGUGUCCGCGUACUACAGCCUGCAGACUAUGCUGGCUGGAAUCGAGCCCUUCCACAAACUCUGGCACACCUCCUUUGACUUCUAUGAUGGCUACGAGAAAUGGUACCACGGUCCGUUCCACGGGCUGGACGCGGAGCAGAUAGCAACAGAUGUGGAAGCGUGGUGGAAGCUGCUGUACAAGCUGGGCCGGCAGCUAUUCGAGUUCCCUGGCGCCAAGCGCAUCGCAGACAUGGUGCGCAACAAACUAGAGAAGUUCAAGGUGCUGCUACCUGUGCUCUGCGCUAUCUGCAACAGAGGUAUGCGCGAUCGACACUGGGCACACAUCAGCUCGCUGGUGGGCGCGGAGGUGGUGCACGAGCCAGGUACUACGUUGGCCGACAUGGUGGAGCAAGGCGUGCACGUGUUCGCCUCGCAGCUCGAGGAGAUCGAGCAGGUCGCUGCCAAGGAGUACUCGCUCGAGCAGGCCCUCGCCAAGAUGAAGGACGAGUGGGUCGGCGUUAAGUUCGAAGUCGUGCCGUACAGAGACACAGGCGUGGGCGUCCUGACAGGGCUGGAUGAUAUCCAGCAGCUUCUCGACGACCAUAUCCUGAAGUCGCAAACUAUGCGCGGCUCACCCUACGUCAAGGCUUUCGAGACAGAUAUGGUGGCUUGGGAGGAGAAGCUCAUCAGCAUGCAGGAUAUACUAGACCAGUGGUUGCAGUGUCAAGCAACUUGGAUGUAUUUGGAGCCGAUCUUCUCGUCGGAAGACAUAAUGCGUCAGAUGCCGACGGAAGCGCGCAACUUCCGCGAUGUGGACAAGGAGUGGCGUGUGGUGAUGAUCGCCACGCACAAGGAGCCGCUGGUGCUACAGGCCACAGACUUCCCCGGCCUGCUGAAAAAGAUGCGGCACAACAAUGCGCUGCUGGAUGACAUACAGAGAGGUCUCAACGAUUACUUGGAGAAGAAGAGAUUGUUCUUCCCGAGAUUCUUCUUCUUAUCCAACGAUGAGCUGUUGGAGAUCCUGUCGGAGACGAAGGACCCAAUGCGCGUGCAGCCGCAUCUCAAGAAGUGCUUCGAGGGCAUCUACACGCUGGACUUUAACGCCGCCGACGAGAUUGUAGGCAUGGCAUCCGCUGAAGGAGAGGUCGUCAAGCUAUCGUCCAGCAUACAGCCGGCUGAUGCUAAGGGCAUGGUGGAGCGCUGGCUGCAGCAACUUGAACAGCAGAUGAUCAUCAGUCUGCGGGACGUGGCCGCGGAGGCCACCACGGCGUACAGCACCUGCCCGCGAGAGGAAUGGGUGCUCAGCUGGCCUGGCCAGAUUGUGCAGGCUGGAUCCUGCGUGCAGUACACAUCAGAGGCUAUAGAAGCGAUCCAGACGGCCAGCCUGCCUGAUCUAAUUCGACGCUGCACGAACCAGAUCAACGGGCUGGUGUACCUUGUGCAAGGUGAUCUUGACCCUGGAAACCGCAUUACCGUCGAGGCCCUAAUUGUUAUCGACGUACACGGGAGAUCUAUCCUCGAGGAGAUGGUGCAGAAAAAGGUGGCCGACAUAACGGACUUCAACUGGAUCUCGCAGCUGCGCUACACGUGGCGUGGCGAGCGGCUGCUCUGCUCCAUGAUAACCACCGACGUCGAGUACGGCUUUGAGUACCUCGGGAACACGGGACGCCUCGUCGCCACGCCGCUCACUGACAGAUGCUACAGAACUCUAAUGAGCGCUCUCAAGCUGAACCUGGGCGGUGCGCCCGAGGGCCCGGCCGGCACAGGCAAGACGGAGACCACCAAGGACUUGGCCAAGGCUGUGGCCAAGAAGUGUGUCGUUUUCAACUGUUCAGACGGACUCGAUUAUAAGGCACUGGGCAAAUUCUUUAAGGGUCUAGCACAGUCUGGCGCGUGGGCAUGCUUCGACGAGUUCAACCGCAUCGAAUUGGAAGUGCUCUCGGUCGUUGCGCAGCAGAUCCUGUCCAUCCAGCUGGCCAUCUUGCGCCGCGAGAAGCGCUUCGUCUUUGAGGGUACCGAGAUCAGCCUCAACCCGACAUGCUCCGUCUUCAUUACUAUGAACCCUGGUUACGCCGGUCGAACGGAAUUGCCCGACAAUCUAAAGGUGCUCUUCAGGACAGUGGCCAUGAUGGUGCCCGACUACGCUAUGAUCGGGGAGAUUACCCUCUACUCUAAUGGAUUCGUCAAUGCCGGCCCGCUUGCGCGUAAGAUAGUACAGGCGUACAAGCUGUGCUCGGAACAGCUGUCGUCGCAGAAUCACUACGACUACGGCAUGCGCGCCGUCAAGUCGGUGCUGCUGGCCUCUGGCGCACUCAAGAAGAAUUACCCCGAAAAAGACGAGGCGCAACUGGUGCUGCGAGCCAUCAUCGACGUCAACAUGCCUAAGUUCCUGUCCCAGGACGUACCUUUGUUUACGGGCAUCUACUCGGACUUGUUCCCUGGCGUGGAGAUCCCGCAGCCGGAUCGUGUCGAGCUAACUCAGUGUAUAUUAAAGGAGUUAGAACGCCGCAACUUGCAGGCCACGGACUGGUACCUAGAGAAAAUCAUACAGAUCUACGAGAUGAUGCUGGUCCGUCACGGGUUCAUGACUGUGGGUCCACCAAUGGGAGGUAAAACGCAGGCGUAUCAAUCACUGGCAGACGCCUUACGAGCGCUGCAGCUACUCAAGCCGCCACCGAGGCACAAGGAAUUCGGUGCCAUCUAUCGCAUCCUCAAUCCCAAGGCAAUCACCAUGGGACAGUUGUACGGGUGCUUCGAUCCCGCCUCCCAUGAAUGGUCGGAUGGCGUGCUAGCUAUCGCAUUCCGGGAGUACGCGAUGUCGGCAACGCGCGACCGCAAGUGGAUCCUGUUCGAUGGACCCGUGGACGCAGUAUGGAUUGAGAAUAUGAACACUGUGCUUGAUGACAACAAGAAGCUCUGUCUUAUGAGCGGAGAGAUCAUACAGAUGACGAACAAGAUGAACUUAAUUUUCGAGGCAGCGGACCUGGAGUUCGCUUCCCCCGCCACAGUGUCGCGUUGCGGCAUGAUAUACAUGGAGCCUGAACAGCUCGGAUGGCGCGCGUUCUUGGCAUCAUACAACACGCACCUUAGCAAAAAGCUGAUCCCGGAGCAGUAUGAGCUGAUCCAGGAGCUAAUCGACUGGCUCGUACCACCCAUGUUCGAGUUCCUUAAUCAGCGCUGUCACCAGUUCGUCAAAGUUGGAGAUAUUCAUCAGUUUUACUCGUUCACGAGGCUGUUCACGUGCUUGCUGGAGGGAGAGACUCAGUUUAGCACAAUGUGGCUGCAGUGCACCUUCGUCUUCUCGCUUCUGUGGGGACUCAGCUCUACUAUCGAUGGUGACAGUCGGAAACGUUUCGACGCAUUCUUUCGAAAGUUACUGGAGGGGAACAAUGCAACGUAUCCGAAACCCAAGUCAUUCAAGUUGACUAAGAACCAGCUAUUCCAAGACAAGGACACGGUGUUCGACUACGUGUACGACAAGCGCAAUAACGGCACCUGGAUACCCUGGGUCGACCUGGAGAAGGAGGUCGCCAUACCGGCCACAGCUAAGGUCAAUGAAAUUAUAAUCCUAACAAAUGAGAACGCGUACCUGCGGUACUUCGUGUCUAAGAUGGUGAAGUCCCAGAUCCCAAUUUUGCUGGUGGGUCCCACCGGCACGGGCAAGUCCUCGCUCGUCAUCGAUUUCCUCCUUUCUCUGCCGAGGCACAAGUACAUCACCAACACCAUUAACUUUUCAGCCAGGACCACUGCUAACCAGACUCAAGACAUCAUAAUGUCAAAAGUGGAUAGACGGCGUAAAGGUGUAUUCGGCCCAUCAAUGGGUAAAAAGUGCGUUCUGUUCGUGGAUGACCUAAGCAUGCCACAGAAGGAACAGUACGGCGCGCAACCGCCAUUAGAGCUGCUGCGCCAGUGGAUCGACCAUGGCCACUGGUACGACCUCAAGGAGAAGGCGCGCCAAGAGGUCGUCGAUGUGCUAUUCGUAUCGGCGAUGCUGCCUCCGGGCGGUGGGUCCAACCUGAUCUCGUCACGUUUGACGCGCCACAUGUUGCUCGUCACCUUGGACUCCUUCGAGGACAAUACACUAAACAAGAUCUUCUGUACCAUCAUGGACUGGCACUUCGGCAAAGGGUUCACUGAAACGUUACAAAGGCAGAGUAAGGCGGUGGUGGCGGCGACGAUGGAGGUGUACAAGGCGGUGACGCUGCAGUUCCUGCCGACGCCCAGCAAGUGUCACUACCUGUUCAACCUGCGAGAUUUCGCGCGCGUCAUCCGUGGCGUGCUGCUUGUGCCCUCCUCACACCUCAAGGAGCUGCCCAAACUCGUGCUGCUCUGGAUACACGAGACCUACCGCGUCUUCUACGACCGCCUCACUGACGACACGGACAGGUCACGGCUGUUCGAGAUAGUGUACAAAGCGGUGUAUGCGAAUUACCGCGUGCACAUGGACCAGGUGCUGACGGAGCUGGGCUAUGUGCCCGAAGGCGAGAAGCUCGCAGACAGACACGUCAACAACGUCUUCUUCGGCAACUACAUGGAGCCUGACGCCGAUCCAAAGAUCUACGAUCAGGUAUUAGAUCUGGAAGACAUGGCGGUAAAGAUGGAGUAUUACUUGGAUGAGUACAACGUGGUAUCAUCGUCGCCCAUGGCGCUGGUGAUGUUUCGCUACGCGCUAGAGCACAUCUCUAGGUGUACGAGAGUGUUGCUGCAGGACAACGGCAAUCUGCUGUUGGUGGGUGUGGGCGGCAGUGGCCGCAGCAGUGCGGUCAAACUGGCCGCCAGUAUUUUAGAAAUGAACGUGGUUCAGAUCGAGAUCUCGCGCGUGUACGGGCAGUCGGAGUGGCGCGACGACAUCCGCAAGUUGCUGAUGAAGGCCGGCAUCCUCGGAAAGCCCAUAGCCUUCCUCUUUGCUGACAACCAGAUCAUAUACGAGGGCAUGGUGGAAGAUAUCAACAUGCUGCUGAACACAGGCGACAUCCCUAACCUCUACGGUAUGGACGAGAAGGUCGAGAUUCUCGACAAAAUGCAGGCCGCCGUCAGGGAGUCUGGCAAGAAAAUAGAAACGACUCCACUGGCCAUGUUCGGUUUCUAUGUGGAGCGAGUGAAGGCUAACCUGCGAAUAGUGCUGGCGAUGUCCCCCAUAGGCGACUCUUUCAGGAACCGCCUCAGGAUGUUUCCUUCGCUCAUCAACUGUUGUACUAUUGACUGGUUCACAGCGUGGCCCGCGGAGGCGUUGGAACGCGUGGCGUCGAUGUUUAUCAGCAAGAUGGAUGACGUGAGCGAGGAGCUGCGCGUCACCUGCGUUGAUAUGUGUCAGCUCUUCCACAUGAGCGUCGUCAAACUUAGCGACAGGUUCUACACAGAGCAACGAAGGAAGGUGUACGUGACGCCGACAAGCUAUUUGGAGCUGAUUAAAGCGUUCCAGAGCUUGUACACAUUAAAGGUGGACCAGAUAACCAUGUCUAGAAACAGAUACGAGACGGGUCUGGAGCAGCUAGAGUUUGCGGCGGGACAGGUAGCGGUGAUGCAGCAGCAGCUAAUCGAUCUGCAACCGCAGCUCGUCGACACCUCGGACCGCACAGAGAAGCUCAUGAUCAAGAUCGAGCAGGAUACAGUGCUCGUCGAGAAGCAGAAAGAGAUAGUGGGGGCGGACGAGGCUUUGGCCAACGAAGCGGCGGCGGCGGCGCAGGCUAUUAAGGACGACUGCGAGUCGGACCUGGCUGAGGCCGUGCCCGCGCUCGAAGCCGCGCUCUCCGCGCUCAACACGCUCAAGCCCGCCGACAUCACGCUAGUCAAGGCUAUGAAGAACCCGCCCGCGGGUGUCAAGCUCGUCAUGGAGGCGGUCUGCGUCAUGAAGGGGAUCAAGGGUGAUAGAAAGAUGGACCCCAACGGUAAACCAUACGAAGAUUAUUGGGGACCUUCGCAAAAGAUGCUCGGUGAUAUGAAAUUUUUGGAAAGCUUGAAAAAUUACGACAAAGAUAACAUACCAACAGCCAUUAUGAAGAAGAUCCGUGACAAGUAUAUUCCGGAUCGCGAGUUCGAUCCGGUGGUGAUUGCCAAGGUAUCGUCGGCCUGCGAGGGUCUAUGUCGCUGGGUACGCGCCAUGGACGUCUAUGACAGGGUCAUCAAGGUGGUAGCGCCGAAGAAGGCAGCCCUGGCGGAGGCUGAGGCCGAGCUACAGGUGCAGAUGAACACGCUCAACAUGAAGCGCGCCCAACUGCAAGCCGUGCUCGACAAACUUCAGGCAUUGAAUGACGAGUUUGCAGAGAUGACCCGCAAGAAGAAAGGUCUAGAGGAUGAGAUAGACCUGUGCUCCACGAAGCUGUCGCGCGCCGAGCAGCUGAUUGGCGGACUGGGCGGUGAGAAAGCGCGCUGGACCCUGCUCGCGCAACAGCUGCAGGAGUUGUUGGGCAACAUUAUUGGUGACGUUCUUCUCUCGGCGGGUUUUAUCGCUUAUCUGGGUCCAUAUACUGUGAAUUACAGACGAGAAGUUAUACAUGUCUGGAAUAACAGGGCUAAAGCGCUUGAAAUCCCGUGUUCGGAUACAUUCUCUUUGAUCACAACGUUGGGCGAGCCGGUGGUGAUACGUGCGUGGAACAUCGCGGGCCUGCCUGUGGACGCCUUCUCCAUUGAGAAUGGUAUCAUCGUGGAGAAGUCGCGCCGUUGGGCGCUUAUGAUCGAUCCUCAAGAACAAGCGAACAAAUGGGUGAAGAACAUGGAGCGUGAGAACCACCUGAAGGUGAUAAAGCUGACAGACUCUAACUACACCCGCGUGUUGGAGAAUGCCAUCCAGCUGGGAAUGCCCGUGCUGCUGGAGAACAUUCGCGAGCAGCUGGACGCAGUGCUCGAGCCUGUGUUGCUCCGGAACAUUUACAGGUCGGGUGGCGUUGACUGUUUGAAGUUUGCAGACAACGUCUUGGAGUACAACUAUGAUUUUCGCUUUUACAUCACAACAAGGCUCAGCAAUCCCCAUUAUUUACCAGAGAUUGCUGUUAAAGUGACAGUGUUGAACUUCAUGAUAACACCGCAAGGGCUAGAGGACCAGCUACUCGGCAUAGUGGUAGCGCAGGAUCGACCCGAGCUUGAGCUGAAGAAGAACCAGCUCAUAGUGGAGGGCGCCAACAACAAGAGGACUCUUAAAGAAAUAGAAGAUCAAAUACUUGAGGUGCUGUCAUCGGCCGGUAACAUUCUAGAAGAUGAAUCAGCGAAUCAGAUCCUGUCUUCGUCUAAGGUCUUGUCGAUAGAGAUCGAGGCGAAACAGGCGGCGGCUGCUGUGACGGAAAAGGAGAUAGACGAGGCACGUCUACUGUACGUGCCCGUCUCCAAGCACAGCUCUGUCCUCUUCUUCUGCAUCUCAGACCUUGCUAACAUUGAUCCCAUGUACCAGUACUCGCUUAAUUGGUUCAUAAACUUAUACAACCAGGCGAUUAUAAAUUCGCCGAAGAGCGACGACCUGACGGAGCGGCUCGAAGGCCUGAACAACUACUUCACGCGCAGCAUAUAUGAGAACGUCUGCCGCAGUCUCUUCGAAAAGGACAAGCUCAUCUUCUCUCUCGUUCUCACCCUCGGCCUGCUCAGACCUAAGGGUUUGAUAGACGAUGAAUUGGUCGCAUUCCUACUGACGGGCGGCGUGGCGCUGGAGAAUCCCUACGAGAACCCGGCGCCUGGCUGGCUGUCAGAAAAGGCCUGGUCAGAAAUCGUACGCAGCAGUAAUCUCAGCGGGUUAGAAGGAUUUAGAGAUAACUUUAAAGCGAAUGUGAAGGCGUGGAAGGAUUUCUAUGAUCUGUCGACUCCGCAAGACAACGAACUACCGCCGCCGUAUCACAAUAUCAAAGGCAUCCCGAAGCUCAUCAUCUUCAGAUGUAUCCGACCGGACAAGCUGAUCCCGUUGGUGCAGCAGUACGUGGCGGACUCGCUGGGCCGCAACUACAUCGAGCCGCCACCCUUCGAUCUUCAGCGCUCCUACGAUGACAGUAACUGCUGCUCUCCGCUCAUCUUCAUCCUGUCCCCCGGAUCCGACCCCAUGUCCGGCCUCGUCAAGUUCUCCAUGGAGAAAAAGGUCAUCAGCUUCGAGACCAUUUCACUGGGCCAGGGUCAGGGUCCGAUAGCAGCGAACAUGAUCAGCCAGGCCAUCUUGACCGGCGGCUGGGUGGUGCUGCAGAAUUGCCACGUGAUGGAGUCCUGGAUGGGCGAGUUGGAGCGCAUCUGUGCGGAGGUGAUCACACCACAGGUCACGCAUCCGGAGUUCAGGUGCUGGCUCACCUCGUACCCCAGCAAGGCGUUCCCCGUCACCGUCCUGCAAAACGGUGUCAAGAUGACGAAUGAAGCACCGAAAGGUUUGAAGAACAACAUGUACCGGUCGUACACCUCGGACCCGAUCAGCGACCCGGAGUUUUACAUCUCUUGCCCGCGCACGGAGGAGUGGCGCCGGCUGCUGUUCGCGCUCUGCUUCUUCCACGCGCUGGUGCAGGAGCGCCGCGCCUUCGGCCCGCUCGGCUGGAAUAUACCCUACGAGUUCAACGAGAGUGACCUCAGGAUUUGCGUCAUGCAGCUGCAGAUGUUCCUGUCGGAGUACGCUGAGACGCCGUUCGAUGCGCUAAACUACCUGGCGGGCGAGUGCAACUAUGGCGGUCGCGUCACCGACGACAAGGACCGCCGCCUCAUACUCUCGCUGCUCUCCAUCUUCUACAACGAGGAGGUUACCACUGACCCCGACUAUUCGUUCUCUCCGAGCGGCAACUACCGCAUCCCGCCAAAGAUGGACUACAACUCGGUGCUGGAGCAUAUCAAGGCUCUGCCGAUGAUCGCACAGCCCGAAGUGUUCGGUCUGCACGAGAACGCCGACAUAACCAAAGACAACAAGGAGACCGCUGCGCUGCUAUUCGGAUGUCUGCUGACACAAACGUCGAUCAUGGCGGGCGCGGGACAGCAGGGCGGCGAGGGGCUGGGUGCGGCGGAGCUGACGCGCGAAUUACUGUCGCGCCUGCCGUCGCCCUACGACAUCCUAGCUGUCUCCAUUGCCUACCCAGUGCAGUAUUACAACAGCAUGAACACUGUGCUCAAGCAGGAGUUGAUCCGCUACAACCGUCUGCUGGCGGUCGUGGCGCGCACUCUGCACGGCGUGAACCAGGCGGCGCAGGGGCUGGCCAUCAUGAGCGCCGAGCUGGAGCAGUGCGCGGACUCCUUCCUCAAGGGCAUCGUGCCGCCCGCCUGGAUGUCUAAGUCCUACCCGUCUAUGAAGCCGCUUGGAUCUUACAUGACGGAUUUCCUUGCAAGGUUAAAGUUCCUCCAGGAUUGGAUAGACGAGGGUCCACCGUCAGUGUUCUGGAUAUCAGGGUUCUACUUCACGCAAUCAUUCCUGACGGGCGUGCUGCAGAACUACUCGCGACACAACCGCAUACCCAUAGACAAUGUGCAUUUUGAGUUCACCAUCACCAGCAUGGAGGCUGAAUGUGAACAAGAACCUACUUUCGGAGUUUAUUGCAAGGGAUUGUUCUUGGAAGGCGCUAGAUGGAAUCGUGAAACUAUGCAAAUGGAUGAAUCUUAUCCAAAAAUUCUCUUUGAUACCAUACCAAUAAUCUGGUUCCAACCGGCUCUCAUAGAAAAAUUUAACCCACCGCCGAGUUACUUCUGUCCUAUCUACAAAACAAGUGAAAGAAGAGGUGUCCUGGCCACCACGGGACACUCCAGUAACUUUGUCAUGUACAUCACCUUGCGUACAGAUAUACCAGAGAAGCAUUGGAUCAACAGAGGUGUAGCGAGUUUAACACAGCUUGAUGAUUAAAUGUAUGACAUAUUUAUGAUUUUUUCUUAAGUUAAUUUUAAUGAUGUAUUUACAAUAUGAAAUACUGUUAAUGGUUUUCAAAUAAAGCUAUUU
Messenger RNA from Papilio xuthus (Asian swallowtail), 11355 nucleotides. RefSeq names its product dynein heavy chain 3, axonemal. Gene Ontology annotation, biological process: microtubule-based movement. The transcript has 65 exons. Gene Ontology annotation, molecular function: dynein light intermediate chain binding; ATP hydrolysis activity; minus-end-directed microtubule motor activity. The record is from RefSeq and is a predicted model, not a curated record. NCBI's taxonomy places the organism in Eukaryota, Metazoa, Arthropoda, Insecta, Lepidoptera, Papilionidae. Gene Ontology annotation, cellular component: dynein complex. The coding region runs from base 70 to 11262 and encodes 3730 amino acids.